AUGACUGGGCGGCUCCAGGCCCAGCGCGACCGGGACGGCCGCAUCUUCCUGGACAGGGACUCCAGCCUCUUCCGGAGCAUCCUCAACUUCCUGCGGGACCCCACAGCGCCGCCGCCCUCCAGGGACGCCUCGGAGUCGGAGGCCUUGUGCAAGGAGGCGGAGCAUUUGGGGAUCCGCUUCUACCCCUACCCGCUGGUCUACGCCGUGGGCGGCCAUGAUGGCGUGGAUCAUCUCUCCGCCACUGAGGUGCUGGAUGUGGAGAACCAGUGCUGGAGACCCUGCAAGCCCAUGCACACCGAGCGCACGUACUUUGGUGGAGAGGUGCUGCACUCGCGGCUGUACUUGUAUGGUGGCCAGAACCUGGAGUACAAGGCCCUCUGCGAGACGGAGUGCUUCGACUGCCUCCGUGGCUGCUGGAUGUCAGGCCCAGACCUCACAGUGCCCCGCCGCAGCUGUGCCUCCGCAGAGCUGGGGGGCCGCAUCUAC
Effrenium voratum is the source of this 486-nucleotide messenger RNA. NCBI's taxonomy places the organism in Eukaryota, Dinophyceae, Suessiales, Symbiodiniaceae. The record is from the annotation of a GenBank genome assembly.